Dovyalis caffra is the source of this 175-nucleotide messenger RNA. The record is from the annotation of a GenBank genome assembly. NCBI's taxonomy places the organism in Eukaryota, Viridiplantae, Streptophyta, Magnoliopsida, Malpighiales, Salicaceae.
GGCUUCGGAUUCCGGAGAUGAUGCCAUCUGCAGGUGGUACGGGGAAAGGGAUAAAGUUAAGGAUAGGCGAAAUGACGGGGAUGGGGAGAAAUGUAGGGAUAAGAGUGAUUCGGGAAACUUGUAUAAUUCCAAUAGCAAUUCUUUUGGACAAGGAAGAGACAAUCUAAACGAGUAA